AUGACGAUCGCGCGGAAGCGCGCCGAGCCCCGAUGGUCGUACGCCUCCUGCGCCUUAUCGAGCGGGAACUUCGUCACCAUCGUCCGGACGCCAUUCGCCUUCGCGAACUUCAUGCAGUCCUCGCUGUCCGACGCGACGCCCGACGGCCACCCGCGGAUCGACGUGCGCUUCUGGAUCAGCGACACUGCACUCCGCGUCAGCUUCGACCCACGGAACAAACACGGGAGCUACGCACUGAGCGGGAGGGUCGUCUCGUCCUCGGGGCUAGUCGAUACUGGCUGGUACGGCAAGUUCCACAUGGAGAUGCUCUUCUGGCACAGCUGCCACUGGGCGUUGUGGAACAACUGGGACCUCCUGAACCGCUCCGUUGACGUCUACAGUCGCUUCCUCCAGACGUCCAUCGAGCGGGCACAGGCGCAGGAAGGCUACCAGUACGGCGCGCGCUGGUCGAAGAUGACCGACCCCUCGGGAAGGUCGGCGCCGGGAGAGAUCAACGAGCUGCUCAUCUGGGAGCAACCACACCCACUCGUGUUCGCGGAAUACGAGUACCGCGCGAGUGGGUCGCAGGAGACCCUCGAGAGGUGGCGCGAUGUCGUGUACGAGACGGCCGACUGGAUGGCCGCCUAUGCGCGGUUCAACGAGAGUACGGGUGUCUAUGACCUCGGGCCGCCGAUGUAUGUCGUCAGCGAGGACACGAGCCCAAAUGCGACGCGCAACCCCGCGUUCGAGCUUUCGUACUGGCGGCUAGGAUUGGAAUUGGCGCAGACGUGGAUGGAGCGACUUGGCGUGAAGCCUCCUGCUGUGUGGGCAGAAGUCGCGGACAACCUGGCCCCAUUGCCCGUCGAGAAUGGACUAUAUGCGGUGUACGAGGGCAUAGAAUCCGGUUUCUGGACGGACCCCGCAUACACGAACAGCCAUCCUGCGCUAGUGGGCCUGUACGGCUGGUUGCCGGCGACUGCCAACGUCAGCGUAGACAUGGCAAUAGACACUGCUGAAAGAGUAUGGUCGACCUGGAAUGUAAGCAAUCUAUGGGGAUGGGACUUCCCCAUGCUGGCCAUGUCUGCGGCGCGUAUGGGAAACCAAGAAAAGGCCAUCGAAUGGCUGCUCAACCCCUACUUCGAGUUCGACGAUGUCGGAAUGCCUGGCGGAGGUGCGCAAGUGCCAACACCAUACUUCCCAGGGUCGGGCGGAUUGCUGUAUGCGAUAGCAAUGAUGGCGGCUGGAUGGGAUAAUAGCACUAGCUCAGCCCCAGGAUUUCCGAGCGAAGGGUGGGAGGUGAGGGUUGAGGAUAUCGGAAAGGCGAUGUGA
Molecule: messenger RNA, 1308 nt
Organism: Fomitopsis serialis
Lineage: Eukaryota; Fungi; Basidiomycota; Agaricomycetes; Polyporales; Fomitopsidaceae
Product: Six-hairpin glycosidase-like protein
Exons: 4
Coding region: 1-1308 (435 amino acids)
Biological process (GO): carbohydrate metabolic process
Source: RefSeq, a predicted model, not a curated record